AGUGGAUAAAACCGAACAGCAGCUCUGGCUCAGUCACAACUCCUCAGUGCCAGACAAAGGCGGCAGCCCAAAAACCACACACACACAUUUAAACAAAAAAAAACGACUUCUUCCGGAACAAUCUCCUGCAUUCUGAGCUGAGUUUUGGAUGCUCUGACUUGCCUUCACCUCUGGAGCUGAUUGUGUGUCAGAAUUUAUUCUCCAACUUGGGACCGUUGUUGGACUUCAGCAGUGGGAAAAAUCUCCAUUGGAUUUCCUUUCCUGUCUUGUGGCUGCACAAAAUGUUUCACCCGUAGUUCAGGGAGGCAUUAGCUACCUGCUGGUUUUAGGAUGACUGCUACCAACACUUUGAUGCUGCAGAGUUUCUUCUAAUUGUGUGAAUGUGUGUGUAUCAGGAUGACUGUUCCAAUGCUCAAGAUUGGUGCUGUGCUCAGCACCAUGGCUAUGGUAACUAACUGGAUGUCCCAGACUUUGCCGUCGCUCGUUGGACUCAAUGGAACCAUCAUCUCCCCUGAUGGCACACACGAGCGGAUCAUCAGUUGUUUUUAGAGAGGCUUUGCAGCCAAAUCACUGUGACAGGCUGGCGAACAUCAGAUUGAGCUCAGCGGUUCGUCUUCAUUGUUCUAAAACGCUAGGAUUGUACCCUGGCUCAGAGGAAGGCUGGCAAGUGUACAGCACGGCCUCAGAUCCGGACGGCCGGUGUGUGUGCACGGUAGUCGCCCCUGCUCGAAACCUGUGCAAACGAGACCCCCGGAACCAACAGCUACGCCUGCUGACUGAACAGGUGCAUUACCGCCACCUACUGGUGCAGAAUGUGAGUCAGUCCAUGGAGGUGGUGCACCUGCGAACAUCAAGAGACCUUCAGUAUGUUCGAGACUCUGAGCCGCUGCUGAGGGGAGUUGAUGGUCACUUACACACGUAUGUGGCCAGUCCCCGCACUCUAACUUCUAAGACCCUCCAGGAGUUAAAGGGCCAGAUGUCUCAGCUGCGGCCCCUGUUGUCGGUGGUGGAGCAGUACAGAUUGGACUUGCAGAUGCUGGCCACCUUGCGAAUGGAGCUGCUCAACCUAUCGAUCAUCCUGACAGCCAUUCAGGAGGAGGUUGGAGCAUAUGACUAUGAAGAACUUCAGCAAAGGGUGUUGCUGCUGGAGACCAGGCUGCACAGCUGCAUGAACAAACUGGGUUGUGGUCGCCUGACUGCAGUUAGCAACCCGAUCACUGUGAAAUCGUCAGGGUCCCGCUUUGGCUCCUGGAUGACUGACGCCAUGAUUCCCAGCUCUGACAGCAGGGUAGGUGCAUGAAGUCCAAAGAUCAACUG
This is a messenger RNA of Xiphophorus hellerii (green swordtail), 1317 nucleotides long. RefSeq names its product noelin-2-like. The transcript is spliced from 7 exons. Gene Ontology annotation, biological process: signal transduction. NCBI's taxonomy places the organism in Eukaryota, Metazoa, Chordata, Actinopteri, Cyprinodontiformes, Poeciliidae. The coding region runs from base 494 to 1300 and encodes 268 amino acids. The record is from RefSeq and is a predicted model, not a curated record.